This is a messenger RNA of Paraphaeosphaeria sporulosa, 348 nucleotides long. RefSeq lists its product as uncharacterized. The transcript has a single exon. NCBI's taxonomy places the organism in Eukaryota, Fungi, Ascomycota, Dothideomycetes, Pleosporales, Didymosphaeriaceae. Bases 1 to 348 code for a protein of 115 amino acids. The record is from RefSeq and is a predicted model, not a curated record.
AUGGCACCACCAGGACCCCCCACCAUCCAGACGGCAUUCCUUUCCGUCAAGCCCUUUGAGCCUGUCAUGGUCUUCAACUCUGCCGAUGAGGCUUUCUGGUUCCAGGACAAGGUCCGACAGGGUCGUGUAUUACCUGACCAUAGUCAAAAAUGGGUAUACCUUCCUAUGCCGGAGGGUUUACUGAGAGUGCGGACGGCAAAAGAUGGGGACAUCGCCUUCGAUUUUGAUAGCUCUUCCCACGCAGACAAAUUCAAUGAGAGCAUCAAGAAGCUCGGCAGAGUAUUCCAGAGGACGCACGACAAGCCGAAGUGGGACUGUACAGUAUAUAUCGGGAAGACUUCAAAAUGA